UAAAUGAACAGACUUGGAUUAAACACGUGAUCCCGAAGGAGCUGAAUAUUAAAAAGUAGCAUCUAAUCUGACUCUUGUUUUUGAUGUUGUAAUGGUUGUCAUGAGCUCAGGAGGCUGGAUGCCACUAAGGGGGGCGGUGCACCUCUCCAUACCCCUCCCGUCCCUCAAAGCCCUUACACACACACUCUGUGACCAGCCACCAGACAGACAGACAGGCAGACAAACAGGCAGCCUGCCUCCUCUCCACAACCAGCGGCAGCAUCCCAUGCCUUCGCCUGCUCCGGGGUACACAGCCGUCCCAUCUUUCCGAGCGUCCGUGGAGGAGGUCGUGGCGGCGGCGAGCGAGGCGUCCAGGUGAACAUGCUGGAAAACGGCAGGAAGGUGUUCAAGGAGGGUCUGCUGGAGAAGCGGAGCGACGGGCUGCUGCAGCUCUGGAAGAAGAAGCACUGCGUCCUGACCGAGGACGGCGUGCUGCUGCUGCCGCCCAAGCAGCACGACCACCCGCAGCACCACCAGCCGCACCACGGCGGCGGGGACGCGGGCAAAGUCAAGGAGCUGCACUUCGCCAACAUGAAGACGGUGGACUGCGUGGAGCGCAAGGGCAAGUACGUGUACUUCACGGUGGUCAUGACGGAGGGCAAGGAGAUCGACUUCAGGUGCCCGCAGGACGAGGGCUGGAACGCGGAGAUCACCUUGCAGAUGGUCCAGUACAAGAAUCGGCAGGCGAUCCUGGCGGUGAAGUCUACCCGGCAGAAGCAGCAGCUGCUCGUGGUGCAGAUACCGGGCCAGAUGUCCGGCCAGAAGACCGUCCGCAGCUCACCGAACGUUGCGUGACCUGCGGCGAGUCCCGCGGACACUGGCGCGCCAUUAGCGGUUCACUGGACACUCAGACGGAGGACAAACCCGGGCUCCACCUCCCCCCUUGCCGCUUCCCCACCGAGCUCCAUUCUCCAGGAGAACCCCUCUUCCAUGUAGUGGUUUCCACAGACCAGCACCCCGUCCCUUUUCAAUACAUGGACCUCUUUCACAAAAGACUCAUGGACAAAAAGCAUGUGAGGAAACACCUGUAUUCUACCGUGCUAAGGGGUUUAUACCUUAUUUAUUAGAUGUGUAUAUAUAUUUUCUAUAUAAAAAAAAAAUGUUAUGUUGUUGAUGAAUGUUAAGUGUGGCUGUUUCUGGAGUGGAACGCGAAGUAUUCGCUCUGAGGUUCGUAGCCUCCAGGUUACUCAUAAAGUCCACUGGGUAAAAACUUACAUAUCUUAGGAUGAUCGCCGUAGAUUAGUCAGAUCAGAUCAUUGUCAGUACAUUGUGUCAUCAUACAUGAUUUCAUUUUUCAACUGAACCAAAGACUCAUUUCAUUACAUUUAUCUCUCUCUCUCUCUCUCUCUUGUGCAGUGUUACACCUCAAAUACUAAAAACCCAUCGAUACUGUAUGAGAUACCUGCUUGGCAUAUACCAACUUUGUUUCAAGUGCUUGAUUUGUUAAAUAGCUACAGUAUACUAUAGUAUCUUUUCACUGUGCCAUCCUUCAUCAUUUUAUUAGGGUGCAUUUGUUCACACAAAUGUUAUCUCUGUUUCAAGUCUUAAAUGUGAGGAAGAUGCGCUUAUCGGCGUCGGUUUGUUUUCAGUGGUUACGGAGAGGAGCUUAGUUAUAGGUAACAUGCGCAGUGGAGUUUUUGUUAUGCUGACAGUUUUCAGAAGCUGAGCUGCUCUAAAGACAGGUUCACGGGUUGUGUUUCGCCGCCUCUGGCAGGGUAACACGAGUGAAAUCCAGAAAUAAAACCCAGAAGAGAUGUAUAUUCAAAUUUGUGGAAACGCAGGAAUGCUUUCUUUUUAUUCUUUCAAACAAGAGAAGCUGUCACAGGUUAUUAACGGAGCUGUACCGUUUGCUAUUCCCUAAAUAGACUAAAUGGCAUACUUACACGGCUUUCCAAUGUAACUCAAGAUUACAGCAUGGGAAGUGGUGUGCAGGACUUGCCUGGUAACAUAAACUGUUAGUCAAGAGAACACCACUGUGAACGCUAACCCUGCCAACAAGCCUGGCAAUUUAGCAACCUAACGAUUUGUUUCUUAACGUAACAUGGGUAUUGGAAAGCCGUAAUAAAUCCUUCAGAAAUGUCUCAGUCAGACCAGCUUUACUUGCCAUGUAUAUAUGUACACACAUACAAGAAAGGGAGCCUGCUUGGCAGCCAUGCAAGGCAACCCGGGAGCAGUUUUGGGGGGUUUAAUGUGCAUGGUGACCACAUGUUCCCAAAGCAGCUUCUCUAACCACUAGACCGCAGCUCCCUACUUUCAAGUCUGAAUACCACCAGAGGGGCUUUGCAUAUGGACUCUUCUUGAGAGUACUGUAAACACAACCCCCUUUGAAAGAACCAUAAUUUUUGCUUUAAAUUUCACUGUCCCAUCUGCAGUGAAGCUAACCAGCAUGCUAAGUGGCAUUUAGCAAACUACCAGUUAGCUGCUGCUGAGAUUUAUUGUGGCUGACAAAUACUACCAUAUAUCUGGCUAGCUAGCAGACAUUUAUGAAAUAUAACAGUUUGUUUCCCUUUUUUUGCUAAAACAAGGUUAUUUUUUAAGCUUUAGAUGACUUAAGCUAGGAUAGGAUAGCUAUGAAAUUUAAUGUAGCUAGUUAUAUAGUUAUAGUUAUCCAUUUAAAUGUAGCUAGCUAGCCAGGAUUGUUAAGCAAUUUAAGCUAGCUAACUAGGAUACAUUUCUUCUUCUUCAAACCUUAUCGGAACAAAUAUAUACGCUCAACCAUUAGUCAUAAGGAAAAAUAAAGAUUUUAGAUUUAACGAAGUGGAAGGACAAUCGGGUCAAAUAAUCAACAGCAAAAAGAAACAAUUAUAAAUUAAAUUGAAGGACUCUAGGAUUAAUUUUGGUAGCUAGCUUCCCAAGGUAACAUAAAGCAGACUCCUUGGCUCCACCUGCCAGCGUUACCACAACCAAUCACAUUACUCCGGUCUCUGUAGCAGCUCUGCCUCUGAGAAAUGCCUCCAAAACAGUAUCACUGAUUUGUAUAGCAUAUUGUCAGUCUAAAUAUUACUUCCAAACGUGGAACACGUCAGGUAAUGGACUGAAAAUUCUUCGGUAUUUUCAUGGUGCAGGGACGGUUCGCAGUUAGGAAACAUUUGAGCUCAUCGUGGCUCACGUUGUUUCCUCUUCCUGUUUCCCCCUGCUCUCCUCUCUUGCCUGUGUAUCGCCAACACAUGCCUCCGUGUUGCUGUCAUCUCCCACACAGGGUCAUAGUCGUGCCCUUUAUCUAAUGCGACUGGUGUGAUGCUUCUCUGACAUGCCUUCCUGUUGCCAUCACUGCAUACACAGUUAUAGCUGUGCCCUUUGUAGCCACUGUCCAAUUUCUUAUUUCAACGUGAGAUCUAUUUUCAUACCUCGAAAAGAUACAUUCCAUUAAAAAAACAAAAACAACAAAA
Mugil cephalus (flathead mullet) is the source of this 3428-nucleotide messenger RNA. It is a transcript of the gene phlda1, whose product is annotated as pleckstrin homology-like domain, family A, member 1. NCBI's taxonomy places the organism in Eukaryota, Metazoa, Chordata, Actinopteri, Mugiliformes, Mugilidae. Gene Ontology annotation, molecular function: phosphatidylinositol phosphate binding. The coding region runs from base 361 to 834 and encodes 157 amino acids. The record is from RefSeq and is a predicted model, not a curated record. The transcript is spliced from 2 exons. Gene Ontology annotation, biological process: positive regulation of apoptotic process.